UUAGUGUCACUUGGGCCAGCUCUCUAGCUACAAGCUGGUCCAUUCUCUCCAUGUGAUAGAGAGAUGGUCUCUCUCCAUAGGAUGCAGGGACCUGCUGCAGUCUGUCUCCAGGGACUGGUUAUCCUGCUCUGCAUACAGAGAACCUCUUCCCAAGCUUGUGCAGCUGGAAAUUUUCGGUGUACAAACGGGCGCUGUAUUCCAGAGAGCUGGAAAUGUGAUGGCACAGGAGACUGCUCAGACAACUCCGAUGAAGCUGGAUGUCAUAUCACAUGUUCAGCGUCAGAAUUUAAAUGCACUGAUGGAGAAUGCAUUUCUAGUUCCUGGCAAUGUGAUAAUGAGGAAGACUGUGAAGAUGGCUCGGAUGAAACGCACUGCACUGGUAGAACAUGUUCCAGCCAGCAGUUUACAUGUACGAAUGGACUGUGUAUCCCUCUGGCAUACAGGUGCGACAGGACAAAGGAUUGUUUAGAUGGAGCUGACGAGAUAAACUGCAAUUACCCUGUAUGCAGUCAGCUUACUUGUGCCAGUGGAGCUUGUUAUAACACAAGUCAGAAGUGUGAUGGGAAGGUAGAUUGUCGUGAUGCCACAGAUGAAGCCAACUGCACACGGAAAUGUCUCAACAGCCAGUUCCAGUGUCCGAAUGGAGAAUGCAUCCCUCGAGCCUUCCUUUGUGAUCAUGACGAUGACUGUGGGGAUGGCAGUGAUGAAAGAAACUGCACAUAUCCGUCGUGUGGUGGGAAUUUUUUUACCUGUCCUAGUGGACGAUGCAUACACCAGAGCUGGCUAUGCGAUGAGGAUGAUGACUGUGAUGACAACGCUGAUGAAACGGGAUGUGAAAGUGAUCACAGAGAAUGUGCCCCUGGGGAGUGGGCAUGCCCUUCUUCCGGGCAGUGCAUUCCAAUAGAGAAAGUCUGUGAUGGCACUGCCCAGUGCCGCUUUGGGGAUGAUGAGACCAAUAAAACCGCGGGGCGAAACUGCAGUACCAGUAACUGUAAUGCUCUGAGCUGCCCACAUCGCUGCCAUGCUUCACCAUCUGGAGGAUUUUGUUAUUGCCCUGCAGGAUAUGUAAUCAGCACUAAUGACAGUCGAACAUGUGUAGAUUAUAAUGACUGCAAAACCUGGGGAAUUUGUGAUCAGAAUUGCGAAGACCGCAUAGGCAGUUACCAUUGCAGCUGUGCACAUGGAUUUGUUCUGGAGCAUCACAGACACUGCAGAGCCACCGCAGCCCCCUCCAUUAUUUUCUCUAACGGACGUGAUCUACUAAUUGGUGACAUACACGGAAACAGUUAUGAAACGUUGGUCCGAUCUCAGAAUCGUGGAAUUGCAGUUGGAGUUGAUUUUCACUUUAAAAGUAAUCGAGUCUUCUGGACAGAUACUGUACAAGAUAAGGUCUUUUCUGCUAAUUUAAAUGGAACAAAUGUUCGUCAGAUUUUAAAUGUCUCAGUCGACACACCAGAAAACCUAGCUGUGGACUGGAUUAAUGACAAGCUUUACAUUGUCGAAACCAGUGUUAAUAGAAUUGAUAUGGUUGAUUUGGAUGGAGGUAACCGAGCAACUCUAAUAGCCGAAAAUCUGGGCAGCCCAAGAGGAAUUGCACUUGAUCCAACUGUUGGUUAUCUAUUCUUCUCUGACUGGGAUAGUGUUUCCGGAGAUCCCAAAUUGGAAAGAGCAUUCAUGGAUGGCACCAAUCGACAUGAUGUCAUUAAAACUAAACUGGGGUGGCCAGCAGGAAUUACUCUUGAUAUUUUGGCCAAACGGCUGUACUGGGUUGAUAGUCGCUACGAUUACGUUGAGUGUGCAACCUACGAUGGUCUACAGAGGAAAACAAUAUUACAUGGUGGUGAUAUUAUUCCGCAUCCAUAUGGAAUAAGUGUCUUUGAGCAAUAUGUGUACUUCACUGAUUGGACCAAAUUGAGUGUGAUGAGGGCCAAUAAAUUUAGGGACGACAGUACAACAGCCGUUUUCCGAACCUCAUUAAGACCAUACGGUGUUACAGUAUUCCAUCCUCUCAGACAGCCAGCUGUAACGAACCCCUGUGGGAUCAAUAAUGGAGGCUGUCAACAGAUCUGUGUCCUCAGUCACCGAACAGACAAUGAUGGCCUAGGCUAUCGCUGCAGGUGCAAGCUGGGAUUUGAUUUACAUGAUGAUGGACGCCGCUGUGUUGUGGUACAGAAAUUUCUGCUUUUCUCCUCUCGGCUGGCAAUCCGCGGAAUACCAUUUAACAUUUCAACGCAGGAAGAUGUCAUCAUUCCAAUUACCGGAGUCCCCUCUCAUUUUGUUGGAAUAGAUUUUGAUGCUCAGGAUAACAGCAUUUAUUAUUCAGACACAGUCAAAGACAUGAUCUACAAGCAGAAAAUAGACGGAACAGGCAAAGAGCUUCUCACCGCAAAUAGAGUGGAAGGGGUUGAAGACCUUGCCUUUGACUGGAUUUCAAAGAACCUGUACUGGACCGACCCAAGAUAUAGAAGCAUCAGUGUGAUGAGAUUGGCCGAUAAGUCAAGAAGAGCCAUUGUUCAAAAUUUAAACAACCCUCGCUCCAUUGUGGUACAUCCAAUACUUGGAUUUAUAUUUUGGACUGACUGGUACAGGCCAGCUAAAGUAAUGAGGGCUUGGUGUGAUGGGACGAAUGCACAACCGAUCGUCAACACAACUCUUGGAUGGCCAAACGGUUUGGCAAUGGAUUGGAGCUCGUUGCGACUCUACUGGGUCGAUGCUUUGUUUGAUAAAGUUGAGCAUAGUAGGUUUGAUGGCUCGGACAGACAAACUCUUAAUCGAAUAACCCAAAUGACCCAUCCUUUUGGUCUUACAAUUUUUGGAGGUUACGCGUAUAUUACUGAUUGGAGACUUAAUGCCAUUGUGCGGGUGAGAAAAUAUGAUGGUGGAGAAAUGACCAUUAUUCGUAGAGGAAUAAGCGGCAUCAUGCAUGUAAAGUCAUUUGAUGCUGGUUCCCAGACUGGGUCAAAUUACUGCAACAAGCCAGAAAACCCCAAUGGUGAUUGCAGCCAUUUCUGUUUUCCACUGCCUAACUCACUUAAGAUUUGUGGCUGUCCUUAUGGGAUGAAACUACUUUCUGAUCAUCGGAACUGUGUGGAGGACCCAUCGAGUGAGCCCCCAACGAUGCAGUGUGGCUAUUAUUCAUUCUCCUGUGCAAACGGUAGAUGUGUGCCUAGCUAUUCUCGAUGCGAUGGUGUCGAUGACUGCCAUGAUAACAGUGAUGAACAAAAUUGUGGAUCACAGAAUAAUACGUGUUCUUCACGAGCCUUUACAUGCCGCAGCGGGCAAUGCAUCCCACAAAACUGGCGCUGCGAUAACCACAAUGACUGCCUUGAUGGAAGUGAUGAACAAAAUUGUCCGACGAGAGGACCAAGUUCCUGUCCUUCAAGUUCAUUUACCUGCAGCAACAACAACUGCAUUCCUCGCUCAUGGAUAUGUGAUACCGAUAAUGAUUGCCACGAUGGAUCAGAUGAACUAAACUGCAAUUCCACUGGAACAUGUGACCCUGGGCAGUUUCAGUGUCCAAAUCACCGUUGCAUUGACCCAGCUUAUGUUUGUGAUGGAGACAGAGAUUGUGUUGACGGUUCAGACGAGAUAGACUGCAUAUUUAAUUGCACAGAAUCCGAAUUUUCAUGUGCAAGUGGCAAGCAGUGCAUUGGUAGCUAUUACCGAUGUGAUGGGGUUUUUGACUGCAAUGACCGUUCUGAUGAAGUCGACUGCCCAACAAGACCUGCUGGAAUGUGUCAUCAAAAUGAGUUUCAAUGCCAGUCAGAUGGGGCCUGUAUUCCUGCAAGUUGGGAGUGCGAUGGACAUCCAGACUGUAUUGACGGCUCAGAUGAACAUCACAGCUGCCCCGUUAGAACAUGUCAUCCUUCCUUAUUCCGAUGUGAUAAUGGAAACUGCAUCUACCAGUCUUGGGUCUGCGAUAAUGACAAUGACUGCCGAGAUAUGAGUGAUGAGAGGGAUUGUCCUACUCCACCAUUCAGGUGCCCAAGUUGGCAGUGGCAAUGUCCAGGCAGCACCACAUGUAUAAAUAUCAGCAAAGUAUGUGAUUCUGCACCAGACUGCCCAAAUGGGGAAGAUGAGUCACCUCUUUGCAAUCAGGAAUCCUGUAUUGACAAUAAUGCUGGUUGCACCCAUUCGUGCAUUCAAGGACCAUUCGGAGCUCAGUGCACAUGUCCAAUGGGAUAUCAGCUCUUAAAUGAUUCUAAAACAUGUGAAGAUAUUAAUGAGUGCCUCACUCCAGGUUUUUGCAGCCAAGCGUGUUACAACGAGAGGGGAUCUUUCAGAUGUAACUGCGAUGAAGGAUACAUUUUAGAAUCUGACGGAAGAAGUUGCAAAGCGGAGUUAGGAAAUCUUCUGUUGUUGGUGGCAAGUCGUAAUCAGAUAGUAGCAGACAACAUCACUUCUCAUGCUCAUAAUAUUUAUUCUCUGCUCCGAGAUGGAAGAAACAUAGUUGCCAUAGAUUUUGAUUCUGCUACCAACCGCAUUUAUUGGUCAGACACGACACAAGAUAAAAUUUGGAGUGCAUAUGUUAAUGGAACAGACAGGCAAAUAAUAUUUGACAGUGGUGUGACUGUAACAGAAAGCAUUGCUGUAGAUUGGGUGGGAAGAAAUCUUUAUUGGACUGAUCAUAUUUUGGAAACAAUUGAGGUUUCUAAGCUUGAUGGGACCCAUCGGACUGUGCUGAUUAGUGCAAAUGUGAGCAAUCCAAGAGGACUAGUACUGGAUCCCCGAACAGAUGCCCGUUUGAUGUUUUGGACGGAUUGGGGUAGAAACCCUCGCAUUGAAAGAGCUGGUAUGGAUGGAACAUUGAGAACAGUAAUCGUUUCAGAAAAGAUCUACUGGCCAAAUGGCCUUACCAUUGACUAUCCCAGCAAGCGUCUCUAUUUUGCCGAUGCCUACCUGGAUUAUAUUGAUUAUUGUGACUAUGAUGGAAAUAAUAGAAGGCAAGCGAUGGCCAGUGACUUGGUCCUUCAACAUCCGCAUGCAAUUGCCAUUUUUGAAGACUACAUAUAUUGGAGUGAUCGAUACACACAUCGGGUAAUUCGUGCAAAUAAAUGGCAUGGCGGGAACCAAACUGUGAUGAUCUAUAACAUUAACCAACCAAUGGGAAUUUCAGCCGUCCAUCCAGUUAAACAGCCUGGAGGUGUCAAUCCAUGUGCAUCAAAUCCUUGCACACACUUGUGUUUGCUCUCACCAAGUGGGCCAAAGUUUUAUUCCUGCGCAUGCCCUUCCGGAUGGACAUUGAGUUCUGAUUUGAUGAACUGCCAAAGAGAUUCCAAGCCUUUCCUGAUUGCAAUAAAAGAUAACAUCAUUUAUGGGCUAUCCCUUAACCCAGAAGAAAAAACCAACAAUGCUAUGGUACCUAUAACAGGUAUACAGAAUGGAUAUGAUGUCGAUUUUGAUGAUUCUGAAGAAAUGCUCUAUUGGAUUGAAAAUCCUGGGGAAAUUCACCGCGUCAAGUCAGAUGGGACUAACAGAACAGUGUUUGCCCCAGCGGCUAUUAUAGGGUCACCCAUGGGUUUGGCGCUUGACUGGAUCACUGGGAAUCUUUACUACACAAACCCCACAACUCAAUCCAUUGAGGUUAUAAAAAAAAGCGAUGUUAGAUAUAGAAAAACUCUCAUUACAAAUGACGGAAAACAAACUGGAUCUGGAAGACCAGUCGGCAUUGCAGUCGACCCAGCAAACGGAAAAAUGUACUGGACAGACCAGGGGACAGAACGUGGAGUACCUGCAAAGAUUGCCAGCGCGGACAUGGACGGCAGCAAUCCAGCUAUCUUAUUCACCAACAAUCUGGAACACGUUGAGUUUAUCACGAUUGACUUUACGGACCGGAAACUCUAUUGGGCUGUUACCGGAACUGGAGUGAUUGAAAGAGGAAAUUUUGACGGUACAAACCGUGUCACCGUGGUUCACCAUCUCUCCCACCCCUGGGGAAUAGCUGUUCAUGAAAACUUCCUUUAUUACACUGACCGUGAUUAUGAAGUUAUUGAAAGAGUUGAUAAGUACGAUCCUGCAAAGAAAGCUGUGAUGAGAGACAACGUUCCUGGACUGAAGUGCCUCCGUGUCCACUACAGAGACCCAUCUGCUGGUUCUUCCAAUGGCUGCAUCAAUAAUCCAAAUGCUUGCCAGCAGUUCUGUUUGCCAAAGCCCGGAGGACAGUUUUCAUGUGCCUGUGCUACUGGCUUCAAUUUGAGUGCCGAUAACAGAACCUGCUCGUUGUAUGAUUCCUUUAUAGUUGUCGCUAUGUUGUCAGCUAUCAAAGGCAUCAGUCUUUCAGAUCACUCUGAAGCUAUGGUGCCAGUGGCCGGACGAGGCCGCAAUGUUCUCCAUGUCGAUGUCCACAUGCCUUCCGGUUUCAUUUAUUGGUGUGAUUUCAGCAGUGGUCAAGGGUCUUACAAUGGGAUCAGACGCAUAAAACCUGAUGGGUCAUCAUUUCGAAAUAUUGUCACCGGUGGGAUAGGUCGCAAUGGAAUUCGUGGAAUUGCUGUUGACUGGGUGGCAGGAAAUCUCUACUUUACAAAUGCUUUCCUCACUGAGUCCUUUGUAGAGGUGUUACGGCUUAACACUUCAUACCGACGUGUUUUAAUGAAAACCACAGUGGACAUGCCAAGACAUAUUGUGGUUGAUCCCAAGAAUAGAUAUCUCUUUUGGGCAGAUUAUGGACAAACUCCUAAAAUUGAACGUGCCUUACUUGAUUGUAGCAACAGGACAGUCCUUGUGUCUGAGGGAAUUGUAACACCUCGGGGUUUAGCUGUGGACCACAGCAGUGGGAACAUUUAUUGGGUUGAUGAGUCUUUGGACCUCAUUGCCAGAAUACGGCCAGAAGGUGGGGAAGUGGAAACUAUACGUUCUGGCACACGCAUUCCGACUCCUUUUGGGAUUACUGUAUUCGAAAACUCUAUCAUUUGGGUGGAUAGAAAUCUGAAAAAAAUACUCCAGGCCAGUAAAGAGCCUAAUAACAAUGAACAACCCACCGUUAUCAGAGACAGUCUUAACCUUCUAAGAGAUGUUACAGUGUACGACAAGCGUUUUCAGCCAGUCUCACCACAAGAAGUGAACAAUAACCCAUGCUUGACCAACAAUGGAGGUUGCUCACAUUUUUGCUUUGCCUUGCCAGGUUCGCAGACACCAAAAUGUGGAUGUGCCUAUGGCACCUUAGCAGGUGAUGGCACUCGAUGUGUAAUUUCUACAGAUGACUACAUCAUCUUUGCAAUGGAAAGUUCUAUUAAUAGUCGAUCACUAGAUCCUGAGAAUCACAGCCCUCCGUUUCCGGCAGUAAAUGUGGCCAGGACAUCCGUGGCUCUCGAUUAUGACAGUUUAGAUAACAGAAUCUACUACACACAGACACUUGGAGCUGGGAGAGGUCGGAUCAGUCAUUUCAGCAUGACCUCAAGACUCACCCCGCACACCAUUGUGACUUCAGAUUUAGGAGCUCCCGAUGGUAUAGCCUUUGAUUGGAUACACAAACGAGUCUAUUUCAGUGACUAUCUAAAUCAAACCAUAAGUUCAAUGGCAGUGAACGGAUCUGAUCGGACUGUGAUUGCUCGUGCCCACCGACCUCGUGCUAUCGUCCUGGAUCCAUGCAGAGGAUAUAUGUAUUGGACUGAUUGGGGUACAAUUCCAAAGAUAGAACGAGCUACACUUGGGGGUAAUUUCCGAACGGUGAUUGUAAACACUAGCCUGGUGUGGCCCAAUGGACUUACCAUUGACUACGAGGAACAACGAAUUUAUUGGGCUGAUGCCAGAUUACAAAAGAUUGAACGCUGCUUUUUAACCGGAGCGAAUCGUGAAGUGGUAGUAAGCACAGCUAUACACCCAUUUGCAAUGACACUGUAUGAUCAACAUAUUUAUUGGACUGACUGGAACACCAGAAGUAUUUAUCGAGCCAACAAACAUGAUGGGUCAGAUCAGAUCAUUAUGAUCCAGAACCUUCCACAACGUCCUAUGGAUAUCCAUAUACUGUCCAAUAAAAAGCAGGAACAGUGUGCCAGCCCAUGUGAACAGUUCAAUGGCGGUUGUAGUCACAUAUGUGCACCAGGCCCUAAUGGAGCAGAAUGUCAGUGCCCUUCAACAGGAAGCUGGUAUUUGGCAAACAACAACAAAGACUGUAUCAUAGACAAUGGCACCAGGUGUGAAAGCGGGCAGUUUACUUGUUUAAAUGGACGCUGUAUACCUGAACGAUGGAAAUGUGACAAUGACAAUGACUGCCGGGAUGGUAGUGAUGAACUGGAACGCAUUUGCGCUUUCCAUACAUGCUCCCCAACUGCAUUCACUUGCGGCAAUGGUCGAUGUGUGCCUUAUCAUUAUCGAUGUGAUCACUACAAUGACUGUCAAGAUAACAGCGACGAGGCAGGCUGUUUAUUCCGGACUUGUGACCCAAACACAGAGUUUUCUUGCAACAACGGAAGGUGUAUUGCUCGUUCCAAUGUCUGUAAUGGGAUAAACAACUGCCGUGACAAUGGCACCAGUGACGAGAGAAAUUGCCCUGAUCGCACGUGUCAGUCAGGAUAUACUAAAUGUCAGAGCACUAACAUUUGCAUUCCUCGAAUUUAUCUUUGCGAUGGGGAUAAUGACUGUGGAGAUAUGAGCGAUGAAAGUCCAACUCACUGCGUCUCUCAGACGUGCAUGGUAAACGAGUUCCGAUGUGGCACCGGCCGCUGUAUUCCUGGACAUUGGUAUUGUGAUGAGGGAACUGACUGUCCCGAUGGAUCAGAUGAACCUUCAUCAUGUGCGAGUUACGUGCGGACUUGUUCAAGUGACCAGUUCAGAUGUGAUGAUGCUCGUUGCAUCCCUAGGGCAUGGGUUUGUGACGGUGAUAAUGACUGUGGAGAUAUGAGUGAUGAGGAUCAAAGACACAAUUGUGCCAACCGCAGCUGUAGUCCAACGGAGUUCACCUGUAUAAAUAAUAGACCUCCAGACAGGAGAUGCAUUCCUCAAUCUUGGGUUUGUGAUGGGGAUUCAGAUUGUUCUGAUGCCUACGACGAACAUCAAAACUGCACCAGGGCAUCCUGCACAGCCAAUGAGUUCACGUGUGACAAUGGACUCUGUAUACGGAGUCAUUUCAAGUGCGACAGACGCAACGACUGUGGAGAUAACAGCGAUGAAAGAGGAUGCACGUACCCUCCCUGCACACAGCAACAGUUCACUUGUCAGAACGGACGUUGUAUUCCUCAGAUGUAUGUCUGUGAUGGAGACAAUGAUUGUGAAGAUGAAUCCGAUGAGUUGGAAUAUAAGUGCAGUACUCCAGAAGCAACUUGUGCUCCGAACUACUUUAAAUGUGACAACGGGCAUUGUAUUGAAGCGGCCAAGGUCUGCAACAGAAUCGAUGAAUGUUCUGAUAACAGUGAUGAAAAAGGAUGUGGUAUAAAUGAAUGCAAUGAUCGUACAAUCAGUGGAUGUGACCAUAAUUGUACAGACACACAAACAAGUUUCUUCUGUUCUUGUCGACCUGGGUACCGGCUCAUGUCUGAUAAACGGACUUGUGAUGAUAUAGAUGAAUGCGUUGAAUCUCCGUCAUUAUGCAGUCAAUUAUGCGAGAAUACUGCUGGUUCCUACAUUUGCAAAUGUGCUCCAGGUUACAUACGAGAGCCAGAUGGUAAACGGUGCCGUCAAAACAGCAACAUUGAUCCUUAUCUUAUAUUCAGCAACCGAUAUUAUAUUAGAAACCUCACUGUGAGUGGCUUGUCUUACUCUCUUAUUUUGCAAGGACUAAGCAAUGUGGUUUCUUUGGACUUUGAUAGAGUCGACAAAAGAUUGUACUGGAUUGAUGUUGGAAGACAAGUUAUCGAGAGGAUGUUUCUUAAUGGAAGCAGCAAAGAAACUAUUAUUGAUCAUGAUCUACAUAGUGGAGAAGGUUUAGCUGUUGAUUGGGUUAGCAGAAAAUUAUACUGGGCGGAUUCUUACAAAGAUUGCAUUACUGUUUCUGAACUUGAUGGAAGAUUUCGGAAAAAGCUUGUUGACCGCUGUGUGGAUGUUAAUAACACGUACUGCUUUCAACAUCCCAGAGCUAUUGUACUUCAUCCCAAAAAAGGAUAUGUGUAUUGGACAGACUGGGGAGACAAUCCAUAUGUUGGCAGGGUCGGAAUGGAUGGCAAGAACAAAACGGCUAUCAUCACCACUAAGAUAGAAUGGCCGAAUGGAAUCACCAUUGAUUAUACCAACGACAAGCUCUACUGGGCUGAUGCCCAUCUAAACUACAUUGAGUAUUCAGACUUGGAAGGACGGCAUCGGCAUACUGUGUACAGUGGUAAUCUGCCCCAUCCUUAUGCAAUUACUGUGUUUGAAGAUUACGUGUAUUGGACUGACUGGAAUACAAGGACAGUGGAAAAAGGGAACAAAUAUGAUGGAUCUGGAAGAACCAUGCUUGUGAAUACAACACACAGACCUUUUGACAUCCACGUCUACCACCCAUACAGACAGCCUAUUAUAAAUAAUCCAUGUGGAAGAAAUAACGGUGGCUGUUCCCACCUGUGCCUCAUCAAAGAAGGAGGCCAGGGGUAUACCUGUGAAUGUCCAGAUCAUUUCCUGGCCAUGCAGAUUGGCAGUACAGUGCGCUGUCUCCCAGAAUGCUCCAGUACCCAGUUUCUGUGUGCAGACAAUGAAAGAUGUAUCCCUAUAUGGUGGAAAUGUGAUGGACACAGAGAUUGCAGAGACGGCUCAGACGAGUCUUCGAUUUGCCCGCAUCGGUACUGCCCCGUCGGCCAAUUCCAGUGCAAUGAUGGAAAUUGCACAAGUCCAUUUUUCCUUUGUAACAGCAUACAGAACUGUCCUGAUGGUUCAGAUGAAGAUACAGCCCUCUGCAUGAACCAUCAGUGUGAUGUCCAUCAGUGGCAGUGCGCCAACAAACGUUGCAUCCCGGAGUCUUGGCAGUGUGAUACAGACAAUGACUGUGGAGAUAACUCUGAUGAAGAUAGUACACAUUGUGCAACUAGAACUUGCAAUCCCGGGCAAUUCAAAUGCAAUAACGGGCGCUGUAUCCCACAGAGCUGGAAAUGUGAUGUAGAUAACGAUUGUGGCGAUAACUCCGAUGAACCCAUGUCAGAGUGCAUGGGGCCUGCGUAUCGCUGUGACAAUCACACUGAUUUCGACUGUAAAACAAACUAUCGCUGCAUCCCACUCCACGCUGUGUGCAAUGGUCAAGAUGAUUGCCGAGACAACUCUGAUGAGGAAAACUGUGAGCAAAGGACUUGUGAUCCGCUGGGGGAUUUUCGCUGUGACAACCAUCGCUGCAUUCCUCUACGCUGGAAAUGUGAUGGGGACAAUGACUGUGAAGAUCACUCUGAUGAACGCAACUGUAGUCCGCGGGAAUGCACAGAAAGUGAGUACCGAUGUGAUAAUCGAAAUUGCAUCCCCAGCCGCUGGGUCUGUGAUCAUGACAACGACUGUGGAGACAACUCUGAUGAAAGAGAUUGUGAACUAAGGACAUGCCACCCAGGUUAUUACCAGUGUAAGAGUGGGCACUGUAUCGCUGAAAGAUUUAUGUGUGACGGAACUGCAGACUGCCUAGACUACUCCGAUGAAUCAAAUUGCCCCACUCGCUAUCCAAAUGGAACAUACUGUCCGCCAUUUAUGUUCGAAUGCAAAAAUCAUAUCUGCAUCUUGCCGUAUUGGAAAUGUGAUGGUGAUAAUGACUGUGGAGAUGAAUCUGAUGAAGAUCUUAACCUGUGCUUGGACAUUCCAUGCGAUGCCCCAUUUCGCUUCAGAUGUGAAAACAACAGAUGCAUCUACAGAUAUGAGCUAUGCAAUGGUGUGGAUGAUUGUGGGGAUGAUAGUGAUGAGAAACCAGAAUCUUGUACUGUAACACCAACUCAAAGGCCCUGCGAUGGCAGCACCGAAUUCAAAUGCACCAAUGGGCAUUGCGUUAUGCUGCAGUAUGCCUGUGAUAAUUAUGAUGACUGUGGCGAUAGAUCAGAUGAGAUUGGCUGCUACAUGGGCACCCAUCGAAAUUGUUCAGAAAAUAUCUGUGAACACAACUGCACCAAUUUAAGUGGAGGCGGGUUUAUAUGUGCUUGUCGUUCAGGAUACAAGGCUAGUGACACUGACCGGAAUUCGUGUGUUGAUGUAAACGAGUGCGAGAUAUACAGGAUGUGCCCGCAGAACUGCAUGAAUUCUAAAGGAAGCUAUGAGUGUUUCUGUGCUGCAGGAUUCCGAUCUGUUGGAGACGAGGAAGGAAAGCAAUGUGCUGCUGAGGGUAAUCCUCCUUUACUGCUGCUCCCAGACAAUGUACGCAUAAGAAGAUAUAGCCUCUCGUCUGAGCAAUACUCUGAAUAUAUCGAGAAUCAACAACACAUUCAAGCCUUAGACUAUGACUGGGACCCUGAAAACCAAAGUCUUAGUAUGGUAUACUACAGCAUUCGAGGGCAAGGCUCUGCAUUUGGCUCCAUUAGACGUGCUUACAUACCGACCUUUGAAGACUACGGGACUAAUUUAGUACAAGACUUUGAUCUUAACCUGCGAUACAUUAUUAACCCAGAUGGCAUAGCUGUGGACUGGGUUGGAAGGCAUAUUUAUUGGACUGAUGCUGGUGCAAAUCGAAUUGAAGUCGCCACGUUGGAUGGAAGAUACAGAAAGUGGCUCAUUUUUGGUAACAUUGACCAACCAGCAGCCAUUGUUGUCAAUCCAGCUCUCGGCUUUAUAUAUUGGACUGAUUGGGGAAGACAACCUAAAAUUGAAAGUGCUUGGAUGGAUGGGCAACAAAGACAAGUUCUAGUAUCUAAUUAUCUUGGGUGGCCAACAGGCCUUACCAUUGAUUACAUUAACAAUAACAGAAUAUAUUGGUGCGAUUCUAAAGAAAAUAUUAUUGAGUCAAUUAAGCCAGAUGGCACAGACAGACAAACUCUAGUUUCUGGAGUUGACCUAGGAAAUCCCUACAGCCUGGACGUGUUUGAAGGACAUGUGUUCUGGACCACAAAAGAAAAGGGGGAAGUUUGGAAGAUAGACAAAUUUGGCAAAGAAUCUAAAGUCAAAAUUCUGACAGUCAAUCCGUGGCUGACUCAAGUCCGCAUAUACCACGAACAUAGAUACAAUCGUUCAGUUACCAGUCGCUGCAAGGAUGUCUGUUCCCAUCUGUGUCUGCUGAGACCUGGAGGCUAUACAUGCGCCUGCCCCCAAGGUAGCAACUUCAUGGGGGGGAGCACUACCGAGUGUGAUGCAGCUGUUCAACUUCCUGUUUCGCUGCCAGAGGGAUGUAGAUGCAUGAAUGGAGGAAGCUGCUAUCAAGAUGAAAGCAAUAAUUAUAAAUGCACGUGCACAUCAGGUUAUUCUGGGAAAUUCUGUGAAACAAGAUCUGCGUUUCAUUUAUCUGCAGGAACAGCUACCGUUGUUGUCCUGCUAACCCUUAUUUUGAUCAUAAUCAUUUGUGCUUUGGCAAUGGGAGGAUUCUCUAACUACAGACGGACUGGCAAUCUCUUUCCACCUCUUCCAAAAUUCCCAAGCUUAAGCGGCUUAGUAAAGGCCACUGAAAAUGGCAACGGGGUAACAUUCCGGUCUGGAACGGAUGUCAGCAUGGAUAUUGGGGUACCUGGAUUUGGGGCAGAAUCCUCAAUAGACAGAGUAAUGCAGAUGAAUGAAACAUUUACUGUAGUGACCGAUAAAGAACCGAUCACCUAUGAAAAUCCAAUGUAUUCUAGUAGUGCAGAGGGUGGAGCCAGUGCAACUAUCCACCAACCACCAGAUUUAACUGAAUCAAGUAACGAGCACAAGCCUGAUAGUUUCGUAAACCCUGUUUAUGCAGUUAAUACAACAGAGACUACAGUGAACACAGAAGCACCACAACCAGAAACAAAGUGGAGCUUCUUCAAGAGGAAAAUUAAACAAAGUACAAACUUUGAAAAUCCAAUAUAUUCAGAAAUGGAGAAAGAUCAGCCGCAGGAGACUGUCGAAGAUCCUUCACCAUUCACGUCAUCGCUGUCCACACAAUUGCCACAGAAUAGUGAACAGUCUCAAAUUGCCUUUUCGCCAACAGAAGAUACGUUCAAAGACACUGCCAAUCUUGUCAAAAGAGAUUCAGAUGUAUAACUAAAUAUUCAACUUGGGAACACGUUCAUUUCAAAAACUUUCUUGCACAUAUUUUUAUAUUGGCAGAGAAGAUAAUGUUAACAGUCAUUUCUUUAUACAAAAAAAAAUAUAUAUAUAUAUUCUUAGGCUGUAGAGACUUUUUUUUGGGAACUUUGCCUUUUUUUUUCGACAAAUGCCAAUUGAUAUUUUAUGAAGAAUUAUCACAAUGUACUAUAUGUAUAUCUUUGCACUGAAACUGUCUGAAAAUAUUAUAAAUAUUGUGUAUAAUUGUAAAUUUGUUAAGAAAAGAUUAUGUUGUCAAUGAUAUGUGCAACUUUGGGAUAAUGAAAGAUAAUUGAAACAGUAAUUUUAAUAUGAAAGGAACACUAAUGGAUAAAAAAAACCUAAUUUAA
This is a messenger RNA of Pelobates fuscus (common spadefoot toad), 14411 nucleotides long. It is a transcript of the gene LRP2, whose product is annotated as LDL receptor related protein 2. Lineage: Eukaryota; Metazoa; Chordata; Amphibia; Anura; Pelobatidae. Gene Ontology annotation, biological process: receptor-mediated endocytosis. Gene Ontology annotation, cellular component: apical plasma membrane; signaling receptor complex; plasma membrane. The record is from RefSeq and is a predicted model, not a curated record. The coding region runs from base 64 to 14019 and encodes 4651 amino acids. Gene Ontology annotation, molecular function: calcium ion binding; protein binding; hormone binding. The transcript is spliced from 79 exons.